UUCUAUUGUGACUGUGAGCAGCCGGAUAGACAAACUAAGAGCAGCCCGCCCCUCUUUACGGUGAGACCUCUCUUACUGGAGCACAGUUCACUUCCAGGCGUUGAAGUGGUGCAGACAUACUGUUCACACAAAGAUGAAGCUCGCCUCGAUAACAGCUUUGCUCUGCACCUUCAGUUUGAUCUCUGUCUGUGUUUCUGAGUUCCACACUGUGGAGGUCCAGCCUGCUGAACAAGUCACACUGAUGUGCUCCAACUUCAGCAGCUUUACCAGGCACAUAUCCUGGUUCAGACUGGACAGCAGACCCAACAUCAGCCGGAUCUCCUCUAUGCUGACCUCUGAUUCAAAUGCUUCAUUCUACGAUGGAUUUCAAAAUGGAAAAUUUAACAUGACAUCCAACACCACUACCCUCUUCCUCAACAUCACCCAUGUGGAUUUAGCUGACUCUGGACUGUAUUUCUGUGGAUGUUACUCAGAUGGAAAGCCAGUAAUUGUUAGUGCAACAUAUCUAAAAGUUCAAGAAGUGUUUGAUGGAAUAACGAGCCUGACCACUGUGAUCCUCCUUGGUCUGAUUCUUUUCCUCGUUCCAGUCGUCAUUGGUCUGAUUGUCAAAAUCAGCAAACUUCACACAGCUCAGAAAGAGGGACAGACUCCACAACGCAGCGAGAACCUGGACUCUGAUGCCCUAAACUAUGCAGCGCUCAGUUUCCAUCCAGAAGCAAGAAGCAGCAGAAGGCCUGAAUCAGAGAACCAGCUGGAGACAGAUGUUGUGUAUGCUGCCACCAGAUAGACUCAGGAUACAUCUGGAACUGCAGCUCAGAGUGAAACUGAUUCUUUAUCAAGUUAAUCUGCUGUCGAGGUUUUG
This is a messenger RNA of Perca flavescens (yellow perch), 862 nucleotides long. RefSeq lists its product as uncharacterized. The record is from RefSeq and is a predicted model, not a curated record. Gene Ontology annotation, biological process: response to bacterium. The transcript is spliced from 5 exons. Bases 134 to 787 code for a protein of 217 amino acids. NCBI's taxonomy places the organism in Eukaryota, Metazoa, Chordata, Actinopteri, Perciformes, Percidae.